AUUGCGAAACUCAGAAAACAUUAGGGUUUAUUUUUGUUCCCCAAAAUCGAGCAUGAGAAGUCUAAGUUAUAGAUCCUUAUCUGAUGAUGAAGAUGAUGAUCCAUCAAGUCUCAAGGCCAUGGUAAAGAAUUUUGAUGAGCCGCCUUUCGUGUUAGUUAGUCGCGAGGAUGAGAUGUUCCCGAUCGAUGAGAUGUUGGCCAUGGAGUGUAGAUUUCUGCGUCCAUAUAUGAAAAAUAGGGAAUUUGGGGAGAUGAAUGUCGAUAUCUCGGCCAAUGUCCUCGCAAAGACUGUUUACUUCAUUCAGAAACAUCUCGAGAUCGUCAACACUAGAAACAAUUUCAAGGAUUUCUAUUCCGAAUUUGUGAAAGAGAAUCAAAGCAUUCUCGUGGAUCUUAUUGAUGCCGCUGUCAUUCUGCAUAUCCAAAGCCUCUUGGACGUCGCAAGUAAAGCUGUUGUUGACAUGCUCAUUGGGAAGACUCGUGAAGAGAUUCGUACGAUCCUCAACCUGAAGGACGAUUUAACUGUUGAGGAGAUGUCUAAUGUGUACGCGUUUAAAACUUGGGUAUUUGUGCAUGACAUGUAGGAUUGUAGGCUCAAGUAGUAGCAAUGACUUGUUAGAAGUAAAACAUUAGUUAAUGAUUGAUCAUUGAUAGGCUCUGCUUUGGUUAUGUUUUGUUAUGUUGCUCUUCUGUCUUUUGUUUUAGCGUUUUUGUACUCUCGUACACCAGAAGUUGACAUUGUCAUUUGAUGUUGUGGGUUGUUAUGUUCAUGUUCCUUGUACC
Erigeron canadensis is the source of this 782-nucleotide messenger RNA. Its product is annotated as SKP1-like protein 5. Gene Ontology annotation, biological process: SCF-dependent proteasomal ubiquitin-dependent protein catabolic process. The transcript is spliced from 2 exons. Gene Ontology annotation, molecular function: cullin family protein binding. Bases 53 to 583 code for a protein of 176 amino acids. The record is from RefSeq and is a predicted model, not a curated record. Lineage: Eukaryota; Viridiplantae; Streptophyta; Magnoliopsida; Asterales; Asteraceae. Gene Ontology annotation, cellular component: nucleus; cytoplasm.